CGAACGGCGAACCAUAUAUGGGCACGUACGUCAGCGGAACUCCAGCGAGGGGCGGGGACAGAACUCCCUACUUUACAAUGCGGACUCAGAUGGCUUCAUUCAGAAGAGGAACAGCUCGCGCCCAGAGAGCGACUCCACGGCAGCAGCGCGAGCGCUCUGUGAAGAAGACAACACACACACACAACAAACACACGUUGGAAUAACGGUGGUUACACUUUUUUACACAUGAUUUUGUUGGUUGGAUUUAUACACGAAUGCACGUCUUGUGAACCGAGCAGCAGGAGGAGGAGCAGGAACGUCCUACGGAUUUAAGGGGAGUUACGAGCUUUUGGAAGUGAUUUCUUCCUCCGGCGCAGAUCUGGAUUGCCUUCUUGAUGCAACUUUUUUGGAAAGAGACUAGUAAAGGCAUACUGUCGGAGUCUCCACGCAGAACUUUUUACGGUGACGUUCCGUUUUCACCGGGAUCUGAGGUAGUAAGUUUCCCGCUUCCUCUCGGCUCUGCCGGGGAGAUGUUCCAGGGGUUCCCCGGAGACCUAGACACAGGAUCCCGUGGAAGUUCGUCCCCCUCUGCUGAAUCACAGUACUUGUCCUCCGUGGACUCCUUCGGGAGCCCCCCUACCACCAGUGCACCACAGGAGUGUGUAUCUGCCGCUGGCGGUGUAGGGGCAGGCAGCGGCGGCGCAGCCGGCAGUGGAGCAGGGGUGGAGAUGCCCGGCUCCUUCAUCCCCACAGUGACGGCCAUCACCACCAGCCAGGACCUGCAGUGGAUGGUGCAGCCCACCCUCAUCUCCUCGGUGGCCCCCGGCCAGGCCGGCACGGGCACCACCACCAUGACCCAGCCAGUAAGCCUGGACCCCUACGACCUGCCGGGGCCCAGCUUCUCCUCUGGCUCGGGCUUCACCCCGCCCAGCUCAGACACCCCCGGCCCCGUGCGCCAGUCCCGGAGCCGCCGCCGCACGCGAGACGAAUCGCUGACUCCAGAGGAGGAGGAGAAGAGGCGCGUCCGCAGAGAAAGAAACAAAAUGGCUGCUGCCAAGUGUCGCAAUCGGCGGCGUGAGCUUACAGACAGGCUCCAGUCGGAGACGGAUAUACUGGAGGAGGAGAAGGCCGAGCUGGAGGCUGAGAUCUCAGAGCUGCAGAAGGAGAAGGAGAGGCUGGAGUUCGUGCUCAUCGCUCACCAGCCCGGCUGCAAGAUCCCGUACCAGGAGGAGGCGUCGGCACAGCUGCAGACCCCCCCGCCUCCCGCCCCGGUCUCUGUGGUGGGCUUGACUGUGAAGGAGGACACUUUCUACCUGCCUCCCCCUUACUCGUCCCACCACCACCACCUGCCGGGCUCGACGCAGGCAACUUCGGCGGCGCAGCAUCAGCAGCAUCAGCAGCAUCAGCAUCAGCAGCAUCAGCAUCCGCCGCCGCCUCAGCAGCCGCAGCAGCAGGAGAUGAUGCAGGAGGUAGCCUUUUCUAGUUCUUUCUAUGGGCAGAGCCAGCCGGCGCCGGGCGGCCCGUGCCUCGUUGCCGACGGUGGCAACAACCCUGACGCCGGCAGCUACAACCCCUCAUACACAUCUUCAUUUGUGUUCACCUACCCAGAGGGAGCCUGCGGGGCCAGCGCUAACCAGCGAACAAGCAGCAGCGAGCAGUCCUCUGACUCCCUGAACUCGCCUUCACUCCUCGCACUCUGAGAGCACCCUGCCCUUCCCUGCCUGUGCUUCUCUUUUCUCCACACAUGCACACAGUAGAGUCAAUAUAGAGCGUUCAAAAAAACUGACCUUUGCGGAAAUCAGAGCUGUAACCAGAGUGGCACAGCCCGCCACUGUGACCUCGCGCUUGUAAUACGCCACUGUUUUACACAUUAACCUUCUGACAUAUUCGCGAUGUAUUUAUUCAGAGCCUUCGGGUGUUGUCGGCAAAUCGACUUUACUUCACUUUAUUUCCGUUUUUGUUUUGUUUUUUGCUUUGUUUUUUGCACACAUUCCCUAGUUUCAGCAUCAGAAUUGAUUGGUCAAAAAUACCUCGAAUAACACUAAAAUAAAGUUUUAGUGUUAUUUUUAUGUUUUUAUGUUAUUUUCCCUAGUUUCAGCAUCAGAAUUGAUUGGUCAAAAAUACCUCGAAUAACACCUGUCAAAAUACCUGGUCACACAUUUUCCCAGUCUUGUCUAAGAUCAUUUACGUUAAUGUUACUUACCUUUUUAACGUCUAAAUAACUUCAUCACAUUAAAUAUACAUGUGCAUGUAUAUUUGAUAAUAGUAUCAAUUAUUAUAAUUGAUAAUAUUCUAUUAAUAAUAAUAAUUCACCACGACAAGAGAUUGUGUCAUCCACACACACACACACACACACACACAUAUGUUUAUAUCUUUUAUAUAUACUUAUAUAUACAGCUCCGGAAAAAAAAGAAAGCACUUAAAAAAGAGUUUCUUUGAUUUUACCAAAUUUAAAAAAAAACUCAAGCUGCACCAGGAGUAAAGGCAUAAAGUUUUACACAAAAGCAGUGUGUAAGACUGGUGGAGGAGAACAUGAUGCCAAGGUGCUUGAAAAACUGUGAUUAAAAACCAGGGUUAUUACACCAAAUAUUAUAGAUUUAAAGCUUUAUGAAUAUGAACUUGUUUUCUGAAAGCCCUGCAUCUUUUUUGUUAUAUAUAGCAAAUAAAUUCUUUAAAGGACAAUAUUUUUAUUUGGAAUUUGGGAGAAAUGUUGUCUGUAGUUUAUAGAAUUAAACAACAAUGUUCAUUUUACUCAAACAUAAACCUAUAAAUAGCAAAAUCCGAGAGACCGAUUUAGAAACUGAAGUGAUCUCUUAAUUUUUUCCAGAGCUGUAUUAUGUAAUUCACCACAACAAGAGAUUGUGUCAUCCACACACAUGUAUACACAGUACAUACACACAGAUUCAAACACAUGAUAAGAACGCAAGCACUUAUAUUACGCACAAUAACCGUAUUUCCACUGCUCUCUUCUUUCUCUUUCUCUCUUUCUUUGUCUCUUGCUCUUUCUUUCUUUCUCUCUCUCUUUCUCUGUCUUUAUGCUCCUGCUCCUGCAUUGGUGUUCCAUCUCUCGUACUCUCACCAUUCCCGACCGUCUGCACUGCAGAGAUUUUUCUUUUUUUCUGAGUAUUUCUCUAAAAUGACAAAAAUAAGGGACGCAGAACUUUUGUGGCUUUCUAUAUUGGGUUCUUCUUGUUUUUUUUGUUUUUUUUGGGGUCCUGACUGCUCUUCUCAUCACACCAUCUAAUCAAUCCUCCUUUUUGCAUCUUCUUAUUAUUAUUCUUCUCCUCCUUCUCCUCCCUUUUCUCCUUCUUCUCCUUUGUCAUUGUGCUGGGACUAGCGAAAUGAGGGAAAUUAGAAUGUCGCCCGCCACUCAUUAAUUGGUUCAAUCAAUCAAUCAAUCAAUCAAUCAAUCAAUCAAUCAGUUAAUUUAUCAGUCAAUCAAUCAAUUAAUCAGUCAGUCUAUCUCUAUCUAUUUUUCCUUUUUUCUUGUCUUCUCCGUCGUCCAUCUGCCCAUCUGUUUCUCCUCUCUUCUGUCUCUAUGUGCCCCUGGUUCUCUGUGAAGUCUUCAGCCCCCGAGAGCCCAUUGGACCCUGAAAGCCCCUGGAACCUUGAUUGAUCGGCGGGCCGAAACCCCCUCUCAGCACCACAGACCCCUCCUCACCCGCCCUGCCCAGCAUGGACCGGCCUGCUGCACUGCACUGAGGAACCGCAGAGCUUUUUAACCAUGAGCAGAUCUUUCAAGAAAUCUAUAUAUAAAUAAAUAACACAACCAACACCAGCUAUUCAAUUCAAUUCAAUUCAAUUUUAUUUAGCUAUAGCAUGCAAACAGACCACAGACAGCUGAUUGCAGGCAUUGAUUGCAUUGCAUUGCAUUUAUUUCAUUGCAUUGGAUUGCAUUGGAUUCGAUUUGAUUGGAUUCCUGAAACGUGCAUUUCCACUGCAAGGAUUUGCUUGGAUGGUUUUGGUAAAAAGCUUAAAAGGUUUAAAAGGUGAAGUGAAGACCAGCUAAAAAUAAAGAAGAAGAAGAAGACGAAGCUCUUGGGUUUACCACGGUUACAGCAUAUACGUCGAUUACAGCAAAAAAGCAAAAAAAAACAAACAAAAGCGAGAGAGGAGAAAACGAGACGUGGUCUUUUUUUAUUUUAACUCUCUCGAUCUUAUCGAUCUUGCAGCUGUCCACCUCAGAUUCGAUCCACCACCCUGUCUGUUCUGGUUUUCCCAUGCCAUUUUUUGCCCGUUUUGCCCGUAUUUGUCCUUGUGUUGUUUCUCAGACCAUUAAUUUUAUUUUAUUUAUUUAUUUUUUUUUCGUGCAACCAGACACCUGUAGACAUUGUUUUCUCAAAUGUGUGUGUGGUUCUCAAAUGUUCUUUUUAAUCGUUUUAAACAAUUUCCAUAAUAGUAUUAUCAGCCUUGUUACCUUGAGACAAAAAAAAAAAGAAAACUGAAUAAUAAGUGGCUUAUAACUGAAGGUUACAUCCAAAAGGCGUCUUUAUUUUUUAUUUUUUGUUUUUUUUUUUGUUGUUUUUAAAAUUAUUUUUUUAAGCUAGUCAGUGUUGACUAGCCUGGUUUGAGGAGCCUGGUUUCGGUUUCGCUUUGGAAAUCUCUGGAAAAAAAAAAAAGUGAAAAGAACUUUGAAAUAUGAAAAAUAUGAAAUAUUCAAAUAUAUUGAAAUAUUGAAAUAUGAAACAACCUCUUAAACAUUUGGACGAGUGGCCUCUGUACGUCCCCGCGCUCUCCUGCAGCCUGACCCCUGACCUUUAGUAACAGGUCAGAGGGCGGACGCAGGCUUUUAUUGUGAAAGGGCAUCAGUGAAGCUGCUUCUCCAGUUUAUUUCUUUCUUUAAGGAGGUUGACGUGUUGAGAAAAGCACAACUGUUGGGCCAAAAGAAGAGAGAGACGGAGGAAGAAAGACCUCUGAAAGAGGUGUUUAUGAAUAUGAAAACUUUAUUUUUCCUGUGAAUUUUAAAAUUUUAAAAUGCUAAUUAUUGUUUUUAUGAUAUUUCUUAUAUACUGAGUUAAGGCGACAAAUGUUUUUUUGUUUGUUACGCUUUUUUCUCUUUUUUGCUCUUGACUGUGCCGUUGCUGCCAAAUGGAGGAACUUUUUUGCGGAGGCCGUGAGUCGCUCCUCUUUUCUCUGUUACUGUUAUUGUCUUAUUGUAAUUAUUAUUAAUAUUAUUAUAUUAUUAUUAAUACAAACUAUUGCUAUUAUAAUUAUUAUUAUUAUAUUAUUAUGACUAUUAUUUCAUUGUUAUCUUACAACAUUUGGCAACUUUUGGUAUGUUUUUUAUGUAAAAAAAAACAAAAACAGUAUACCUGAAAAUGGAAAAUGCUCUAUACUAUGUAUGCGUAUGCGUAUAAAUAUCUCUUUAAAUCUUUUUCUCUCUCUAUAUAUAUAUAUAUAUAUAUAUACACAUAUUCACUGUGUAUAUAUACUGUAUGUAAAAUGAUUGUAAUGUAUGAAUGCGCAGAAAUGUAAAAUUGUUAUUUUUGUUAAUGAAGACAGGAGGGUGAGCUUGUUGCGGCUGGUUUUUGGUUUUAAAACAUAGAUAUUUUUCUAAAAGAACAAAAAACUAUAUUAUGAUAUACAAUAAUAGCCCGCCUUUCCCUCAAUAUGAAAAGCAUUGUCACUGCCUUUGCUCUACUUGCUGUGUAUUUAUAUGUUCUAUAUAUAAAACACAUGACUAUGUAUGAUGAGUGUAUUCGAGCUGUUGUGGUGCAUACGAUGGUCUAUAUAUGUAUCACGGGUUUGGUGACAGGGCGAUGACCCUGUGCUUUAUUUUUAUUAUUAUUAUUUCUCGCUCGUGCUUUAAAGAGUUCGUCAGUGUGAGGUUGGUCCCACAGCCCUCGCUCAUUGACCCCUGUGGACAAAACACACUGGAUGCAAACGAAUAAAAUAAAACAUAAUAAAAAACAAAAGUGAUUAGAAAUAUUUUGAGUGUCUCUCCAUGUAAAUUUCAAUACUCGACUUCAAAUUCACAUUGGAACCGUGUCCUUGAGCAAUAUCCAUUUGUUUAUGUGCUGAUUUUUUACACUCUUUUACACUCCAGUGUGUAGUGUCCCAACACAAAUACACAAAUAAGCACACACACAUAUCUUAUCUUUGCUGUUAUGCAAAAUCCUUGCAUCUCCACAAAUCUUAUAAAUCAUUUUUUUUACUGUUUUGCACUGUCACGCCUUCUUGACAUGAUGUAAGAGCAAAAUGUGUACACAAAUUCAAUUCAAUUACUAUUUUUACUCUUUUCCUACUAUUGCAGAUACAAGGUUUUUGCAUGAUAGUAAUGAUAUACGCUUUAUUUAGAAAUGAACAUUAAGAAGAGAUGUGUCUCAGAUUUAAACCUUCAGGUUGGACAAAAGAAUCACAACUUUUGCCUAAAUAUUUAUAUUAUAUAUACAGCUCUAAAAAAAUGAGGCCACUUAAAAAUGAGUUUUAAGUUUUUUAAGAUGAGUUUCUUUGAUUUUAACAAAUUUAAAUAUAAUAAUUAAGAGGAAGAUGGAUGAUCACAAUCCAUCAAACCACCAAACUGAACUGCUUGAAUUUUUGCACCAGGAGUAAAGCAGCAUAAAGUUAUCCAAAAGCAGUGUGUAAGACUGGUGGAGGAGAACAUGAUGCCAAGAUGCAUGUUUCCACCAAAUAUUGAGUACUUUAUGAAUAUGUACUCUGCAUCUUUUGUGUUAUUUAAUAAUAAAUGCUCCAAAUGAGAAUAUUUUUAUUUGGAAUUUGGGAGAAAUGUUUUCUGUAGUUUAUUUUACUCAAAUAUAAACCUAUAAAUAGCUAAAUCUGAGAAACUGAUUCAAAAACUGAAUCUAAAGUGGUCUGUUCAUUUUUUUAAAGAGUUUACUGUAUACUGUAUAUAUACAGUAAAUAUCUUUUGGAUAAAGUAAGAAAAGCCAUUUAUUAAUAGAUACAGAUUAUUACAUAAUACAGAUUAUAUACUGUAUAGUGGCCUUAAUGUUUAUUUGCUAUUUAUACAUUCAAUACAUUAAUACAUAUAUACAUUUCUUUAUGUUUAUGAAAGUUUGGACACAUUCUCAAACACACACACAAACACACACACACACACACGUGGGCGAUGGGUAUUUUUUUUUUUAUGGGAUGAACCUCAAUGAAAGUUGAAAAUUGUGCAAAUUUCAAUGUCAAUGUUUUGAAUUCCCAAAUCUAUUAUAUAAUCUGUGCGCACCACUUGUCUUGUAAAACUCAACUGUACUGAGAUCCUUUUCACUGGGGCUGUAGAUUAGAACCGACGUCGAUGGCUAUCAAUGGUAAAGUGCAAUUCUUUUAGCGACGUUUAUCCAACGAAGCUGUUUUAAAGACUUUUAAUCUGAGGAGGAUUGAAUGAAAUUGCGCACAGUGGCUCUAUGAAGCUGGAUGUGUGGAAAUAAGAAGGAUUGAAGCUUGAAAACGCAAGAAAAACGCCCUCAGAGGCCUUCAGAUCUGCUGGUUUUGGUGCUUGUAGUGCGCUGUUGGUGCUUUCGUCUAUCUUAAGCCAAAACAUAGUGUUACUGUAUUCUUCGCCGUACCGUAAACGAGACUAACGUGGUUUCUGUUUAAGAUUCUGUAGUCUUCCGUUUCGCUCAGAGGAGCCCUGAGUCAAAUCUGAAGGCCGAGUUCGAGUCCUUGUCUUUGGCUUUCUCAAAUUCUCGAUCCUUAUUGAAAUGCAAUAUAUAUAUAUAUAGACAUCCUCUGGGAUUAGCAUAGCAUGUAGCACGUUAGCCGAACGACCCCAGCAGGCACCAGAUGUCAGAUUGACGUUAGAAAGACGUUACGUCAAAUAGACGUUACAUUUUAGCUGAAAAUACAAAUCUUGUAUAGGUUAAACUCUGAUUGGAAAUCUAUCAAAGUCUUUUAUCAGAAACUGAAUCAAAAACUGACAGACGUUAGACAGACGUUACAUUUUGGCUACGUCAAAUUCUGGUUACAUAACAUUUUUGUUACGUUUUAUUUUGGUAAAGUUAUUUAACACCACGACCAUGACCACUUUUGUUACUUAACAUCAUGACUUACACUAAAACCAACAAUGUUCAAUGUUAUCGGACGCAUUAUAAGGUUCAGCAGAUGUUGCACUUUGGUUACCAUACCUAACAACUAAAUGAAAUGUUAGUAUUUUACAUUAAUAUUAUGUUUGUUUGAAAAGUCCAUAAGAUGUUGCUUUUUGAUGUUGGACUUAAAACCAACAUCAGUAUCAUUGACAGCUAUUGAUUAAAUGUAUUAUUCUGUACGUCAGACAUUGUACAGACAUUGAGUAUAGACUGGACUGACAUCAAACUCCAACGUUAGACAGAUGUUACAAUUUGGUUACGUUAAAAAAAAUGUUACGUUUUAUUUUGUUAAAGUUACUUAAAACCAUGACUUACAUUAAAACCAACAAUGUUCAAUGUUUUCGGACGCAUUAUAAGGUUCAGCAGAUGUUGCCUUUUGGUCACCAUGCCUCACAACUAAAAAAUGUUAGUGUUUUACGUUAAUAUGAUGUUGGUUUGAAAAGUCUAGAAGAUGUUGGAUUUUAUACAGACAUUUAAUAUAUGGAUGGGACUGACAUCAAGCUCCAACGUCAGACAGAUGUUUUAGUUCAAUUUUGGUUAUUUAACACCAUGUCUUACAGUCAAACCAACAACGCAUCAACGUCUAACAAUGUUGUGUGGGUGUUAACAUUAUGAAGUUUAGUAGAUGUCGGUUUUGGUCAUUAUUCCUUACUGAAAUAAAUGUGUAAAUUGUCAGCUGUUGAUUAGAUGAAAUCUAUCAAGUCACUUAUCAGUCACAAAUUCUGGUUACAUAACAUUUUUGUUACGUUUUAUUUUUGGAAAAAUUACUUAAAACCAUGACUUACAUUAAAACCAACAAUGUUCAGUGUUGUGGAACGCAUUAUGAGGUUCAGCAGAUGUUGCAUUUUGGUCACCAUACCUCACAUCUAAACAAAAUGCUAGUAUUUUACAUUAAUAUGAUGUUGGUUUGAAAAGUCUAGGAAAUGUUGGGUUUUGAUGUUGGACCUAAAACCAACAUCAGUAUCAUCGACAGCUGUUGAUAAGAUGUAUUAUACUGUACAUCAAAUUGAUGUUGGCAUUAGACAGACAUUGAAUAUAGACUGGACUGACAUCAAGCUCCAACGUUAGACAGAUGUUACAAUUUGGUUCAGCAGAUGUUGCAUUUUGGUCACCAUACCUCACAACUACAUGAAAUGUUAGUAUUUUACAUUAAUAUGAUGUUGGUUUGAAAAGUCUAAAAGAUGUUGGAUUUUGAUGUUAGACCUAAAACCAAACGUAUAUAUCAUCAUCAGCUGUUGAUUAGAGGUUUUAUACUGUACGUCAAAUUGAUGUUGGCAUUAGACCGACACUGUACAGACAUUAAAUAUAGACUGGACUGACAUCAAGCUGCACCAUCAGACAGAUGUUUUAGUUAAAUUUUGUUUAUUUAACACAGUAUCGUACAGUCAAAGGAAUAAUGUGUCAACGUCUAACAAAAUAUGCUCCAAUUUCAGACAGAUGUUUUGGAUAAGUUCUGGUUCUUUAACAUCGGUUUAACGUCUGAUUUAAGAUUAUAACUUUUAAGAAUGUUCAGUGAAAUAAAAGUAUUUAACAUCAGCUUAAUGUUAGCGUGUAACGUUUGGAAGAUGUCCGAUUUUGCUGUUGGGUUUCAGACAUUGUACAGACAUUGAUUAUAGACUGGACUGACAUCAAACAUUAACUAAUACUUGGCUAACAUUAAGCUCCAACAUUAGACAAAUGUCACAAUUUGGUUAUUUAACAUCAUGGCUUUUAGUAAAACCAACAACGUUUCAACGUAGGUUUUGGUCAACAUACCUCAAUGAAAUAAAUGUAUGAAAUAAAAGUAUUUAACAUCAGUUAGAUGUUAGUGUGCAAAGUUUGAAAGACGUCAGAUUUUGCUGUUGAUGGAUUUCUUAACGUCGGACUUAAAACCAACAAAAUAUAUUGUCAGCUGCUGAUGGGAUUCUCCGUCAAAUUGAUGUUGGCCCUAGACGUUGUCCUGACGUAAAAUUUUUUGGUCACCUGACGUCAUGAACGUCUAACGGACAAACAAGUAACGCUAAUGAACACUGGUGGCCAGCUGGGAAAAAACAAUGAUGUUUCUUGAUAUUUAAAGUGUCAUAUUAUCAUAAUGAGGGUGGAGCUAAAUUUUAAAUUUAAGCCCCGCCUUUCAACUCAGUGGAUUUGUUCUCAUUGGUGAAGCUUUGUGUCUCAUUGAUUUCACGAUAUGCUCACGAUUUUCUCACGAUAUGCCUUUGAAGUUUCAGCAAAGGGCCUUCUUUAAUAAUGUCUUUCAAUGUAAUCAUAUACUUGUUAAAUCGGAGCGAGGAGAUAUUUGCUAUGAUAUAUCUAUGAUAUACAUAUAUAUAUAUAAAAUGAUAUAUAUUUUUGAAGGUGUUUUAUUGACAGUUUUUGGACGUGGAUCUGCAAUUAUAUAGUAACAUACAUUACCGGUCAAAAGUUUUAGAUCACCCCUAUUGUUUAGUAGUCCAGUUACUGCAGAGCUGUAUUUUUGUUUUAAUUUUAUCUUUGUUACUCCAGUCAUGUUAAUCUGAGCUAAAGGCUAAAGCUGUUUCCAUGUGGGUCAGCCAGACGUCUUCCUGUAGCACUUUUUUUUCUCCAGUUUAUAAGAGUCUUUAUCUGAAGGAGUAGGAAACAGUACUCACCGCUCUCUGACUUCGUCUGUAAUUUCUUUAAAGAAAAGAAAGAACUUCUACUUUUAAUAGUUACAGAGUUCUCUGCGUUUCUGUGUCUUUUUCUAGUUAUUACGAUGAUGAAAUAAAGUGGGAAUGUGCUGCUGUGUGUAAGUGUGUAAAUGCUGCAGUAAAUGAGUUAUAAUUCUCUUUUUUUUAAAUUAAUUUCUAAAAGCUCAGUUUAUUUCUAUUGCUACAGAUCAGUUCUAAGCUGUUAACCAAUGGUAUUCUUGUUUUUUUAACAAAUUAUUAUUUUUUUUUGUUUUACAGUAGACAUUUGUUCAGGUUUUGUUUUACAAUGUACAAUUAGUUCAUGUUUUGUACAAUAUUUGUUUAUUUUUCUCAGUUUCUUUACAAUACACAUAUUUUUAGUUUUGUUUCUUUUUUUAUGUACAUACACAUUAUCUUCCUUUUUUAAAUAUACUUUUUUUCCCAUUUUAUUUUACAAUACACAUUGUCUACAUUUUGUGUUUUUCUUUUUCAUUUUUUACUAUACACAUUUAUUUCAUUAUUCUCCAAAUACAGUUUUAUCUCUUUUUUCUAUAAUAUACACAUUUUCUUUUCAUUUUAUUUUAGAAUACACAUUUUUCUUCUUUUUUUAACAAUAUAUAGUUUUUCCCAUUUUUUCCCCGUUUUUUUUUUUGUUUGUUUGUUUGUUUUUUACAAUAUACAUUUUUUCAGUUUUUUUUUACACAAUGUAUUUUUUUUGUUGUGUUUUUUUACAAUAUGAAUUUUUUGUAGUAUAUCAUUUUUUUUUUUUAAGCCCUUACAGAUUAUUGCUAAUUUUUGUACCAUUUUAGCUUAUUAUUCACUGGACCUAAAGAGCCUAAAAGGCAGAAAUAAGCAGAAUAAAGUGGGGGUGUUCUAAAACUUUAGACCGGUAUUGUAAGCUUUGAAUGAAUUUCCAGACUCCAGGCAGUCCUUUAUCAAUAUUUGUAUAUCUGUGUUUUAUAGUGAUGCUGAUAUGUAUGAUCAAUGAUAAUGUACAGAUGUUUGUUUAAAGUGUCUGGAUUAUCUUUUGGGUUUAUGGGAUGUUGGUUCUGAUGAUCAGAACGUUUUUGACCCCAGAGUUCCAUAAUAAUUGAUAUAAACCCAGCUGAUUGGCCCUCGGGGUCUAUAGGAACCUCCUCCCUCUGAUCCGUAUCUUUGAUCUUUCUCAGUUUCUGAUUAUUCUGGCUGUUUUAUUAACAGAAUUGAGAAGGAGUUUUCCCUUUGUUGUGUGCAGACUGUGAAACUGAGUGUACUGAAUCUGAAUCUGUUCGUAUGAUCAUCUUUUCUUGUUUUAAAACAUAAAAAUAAACUGAAGCAUAUUGAAUUUUU
Messenger RNA from Astyanax mexicanus (Mexican tetra), 11968 nucleotides. It is a transcript of the gene fosb, whose product is annotated as FBJ murine osteosarcoma viral oncogene homolog B. Gene Ontology annotation, molecular function: RNA polymerase II cis-regulatory region sequence-specific DNA binding; DNA-binding transcription factor activity, RNA polymerase II-specific. The record is from RefSeq and is a predicted model, not a curated record. Gene Ontology annotation, cellular component: nucleus. The coding region runs from base 375 to 1679 and encodes 434 amino acids. Gene Ontology annotation, biological process: regulation of transcription by RNA polymerase II. The transcript is spliced from 5 exons. NCBI's taxonomy places the organism in Eukaryota, Metazoa, Chordata, Actinopteri, Characiformes, Acestrorhamphidae.